Messenger RNA from Ictalurus punctatus (channel catfish), 3915 nucleotides. Its product is annotated as corticotropin-releasing factor receptor 1. The coding region runs from base 1931 to 3214 and encodes 427 amino acids. The transcript has 14 exons. Gene Ontology annotation, cellular component: plasma membrane; neuron projection. Gene Ontology annotation, molecular function: corticotrophin-releasing factor receptor activity; corticotropin-releasing hormone receptor activity; G protein-coupled peptide receptor activity. Lineage: Eukaryota; Metazoa; Chordata; Actinopteri; Siluriformes; Ictaluridae. Gene Ontology annotation, biological process: cell surface receptor signaling pathway; adenylate cyclase-activating G protein-coupled receptor signaling pathway. The record is from RefSeq and is a predicted model, not a curated record.
UAGAGUCUGUAAGUACAUUUUCACUUUUCCUGAGCCAUUACACCUGAAUCAACUCAUUGUAAAGCCCUUCAGGCAGUGAACCUGGGUGUGUGAGGAGGGGAAACACGCUGAAAUGUGUAGUUUAGCAAGCAGGAUUGGGGAAAAAAACAUUUGGUGUAACACAAGAAAAUGAUGCUAUGUUAGGCUGUAUUAAUUCUGAUUUAACAUGAAUUAUUAUAUCCGGUCUUCUGCAUUUGAGCGUGAUACGGCUUUAAUACCUGAUUCAGUAUAUGACCUCAGUAGUAAUCCCUUAAUUAUGGAAAAUGAUUUUUUUUAAAUCCCUAAAAUGACAAGAGUAAGAACUAUAUAAAUGCAAAAUAACAAAUAUACGAUAUACAGUAAGUUAAAAAUGAACCGAUACUGUAAUUAAACAUCCACUAAAAUACUGUUUUAUGAUUUUUCCAGCACAUUAAGUCAUUGGUCUAUUUCCCAGUCCCAUAUUUUCCAGAUGUUCAGAUCUUCCUGCAAUAUUUUGUUUUGCUCUGCACAGCUGAAAAUAAAAGCAAGAAAACAUGACGGCGCAUGCUGUUAGAGGAAAAUAAUCAACCAAGAGGCGGUGCGAUGCGACUUGACGCGAAGGGUUACUGUUAUCACCUUGACAUUGAUUACUUUCCAAUUAAAGCCCAUCUCGUAGUGUUUUAUUCCUCUUAUACCACAGCAGUUUGCCAACACUAAAACUACAGGAUGUUAUGGAAGAAUGGUGUUGUGUGUCGAUUUACAGUUAAAGUCGUGGAACAUUCAUGAAACAAGUUAGUUCUUGUUGUUAUAAUAGCUAGAAAUUAGUCCAUACAGGAUUACGCUGAGGUUUUUUUUUAUGUGAUUGUUGCGGUCAAAAACGCUGGAUUGUUCAGUGGAUUUUUUGUAAAUUUUCAAUUUGCGGAAUUUUUUUGUGCUUUUUUUGCGGAAAACUAUUCAAUUGGGGAAACUGCAGUUGCACAAAACUGUUUCACACGGUCUUUCACUGUGAUGUUUGUUGGUAAAUGAGAACUUUUAGCUGUACUCGUUCGACACACGUGAAUCGGAGAGGGCUUCGGCUCAAUGCGCGUCGCGAUGACGUCAAAUGCUGCAUUGUGAUGACAUCACAUGAAGCGUCUUGGCCCAAAUGCAUGGAAAAUCAUGCAAAAAAUUGCAAGCCUCUCCGAAUAUUACUUUGUUUCCUUGAUUUGGCGUUCAUUUCAGUGAUCGCAAAUUUGCUAAAUCCUGGAGGUAAGCAACUUCAAAGUCAUUGUGUUACCAAGUUAUUUUGCAUUACCCAAAAAAACCCACCAAAAAAUCAUACACUCCUCUGUUCCAAAGACUUUCCCGUGUUGGAAACAGCUUUACGUCUUACUGUGACAAAGUGCUGACACUGGAGAUUCCAUCCAAUAACGUUAAAUAAACAUGUCCUCGCAGAAAACAUAUAACAAUAGCACGUUCUAUAGUAACAACAAAAUGGGUCAAAAUGUUGUUUCUAUAGAAACGUAUUGCAACCAACCUACAGUCAGAGCUGCUGUAAUAUAAACAUAAGCAGCUGUAAUCGUUGCCCAAUUUUUGUGGUAUAAAAGGAAUAAAAACCCUUCGGGUCACGCUGUUAUAGGUAGUUACAAUAUAUAUCUACAAUACUGAUUUGAUUAUUUAUAUAUUUAUAUAUAUAUAUAUACUCCUCUUUUAUUCCUUACAUACAUGAUUAUGGUGAUCGAUAUACUCAAAUUAAUUUCAUGAUUGGAAAGUGUAUUGCAUCCUCAUGCAUACCGAUGUGAUGAAAACGGUGUUGAUAUUAGGCUUGUUCUUACACGCAGAUACAGAAACUGAAUCGUCAGCUGAUAUAGACUGAUAUGAAGUGUUGACUUUGGCUCACUUGUUGAUUUCUUAAAAUAGCCAACUCAUAUACCAAAAAAAAACAAAAAAACAGAUGUGGGAUCAACUGAGGGUCUUGUCUAUCUUGCCUUUUGUGGUUGUGAAGGUGUCAGCUGAUCUCACCUGCGAUGCCGUGCUAAUGCUGGCUUCUGGAAAUCACACAUUGUACCAUCUGGAUGCCGCUAAUCACUCUGACACUAAUAACUCGGGUGUGUUUUGUAGCACAGCUAUCGAUGGCAUCGGCACCUGCUGGCCGCUCAGCGUGGCCGGGGAGAUGGUGUCGCGUCCAUGUCCGGAGUUCCUCUACGGAGUCCGAUACAACACCACCAAUAAAAUCUUCCGGAAGUGUCUGGCUAAUGGGACCUGGGCCCCCAAAAGCAACUACUCUCAGUGCAAAGCUAUUCUCAAUGUACAGAGGAAGAGCAAGCUGCAUUAUCGAAUCGCUGUCAUCAUUAACUACCUGGGUCACUGCUUGUCACUGUUCACUCUCCUUAUCGCCUUCAUAAUCUUCUUACGACUCAGGAGUAUUCGCUGUUUAAGGAACAUCAUCCACUGGAAUCUAACCUCUGCCUUCAUCCUGAGAAAUGCGACGUGGUUCAUCGUUCAGCUCACCAUGAACCCUGAUGUACACGAGAGCAACGUGCCAUGGUGCCGUUUAGUGACGACAGCAUAUAACUACUUCCACAUGGCCAAUUUUUUCUGGAUGUUCGGCGAAGGCUGUUAUCUUCACACAGCCAUCGUGCUCACCUACUCCACUGACAAGCUCAAGAAAUGGAUGUUCAUCUGCAUCGGAUGGUGUAUUCCUUCGCCUAUUAUCGUCGCCUGGGCCAUCGGAAAGCUGUACUACGACAACGAGAAGUGUUGGUUUGGGAAGAGAGCAGGCAUAUACACAGACUAUAUCUACCAAGGCCCCAUGAUCCUGGUGCUUAUGAUCAAUUUUGUGUUCCUCUUCAACAUAGUAAGGAUCCUCAUGACCAAACUCCGGGCCUCCACCACAUCCGAAACCAUCCAAUACAGUAGGAAGGCGGUGAAGGCCACGCUCGUGUUACUGCCUCUGCUCGGGAUCACGUACAUGCUGUUCUUCGUAAACCCAGGAGAGGACGAAAUCUCUCAGAUCGUCUUCAUCUAUUUCAAUUCCUUUCUGCAGUCCUUUCAGGGCUUCUUUGUGUCAGUGUUCUACUGUUUUCUAAACAGCGAGGUCCGCUCGGCUGUUCGGAAGCACUGGCACCGCUGGCAGGACCACCAUUCCAUCCGCGCACGAGUUGCGAGGGCAAUGUCCAUUCCCACCUCACCUUCGCGCCUCAGCUUCCACAGCAUCAAACAGUCCACCUCUGUCUGAUACAGGGACGCUUAAGAUUGAAAAAGAAAGAGGCAGGCACUCUAUCAGUGAGGAUUUUCACUCCCCUGACCACAUCUGGACAGACACUGGGACUGAAAUUAAACGAUGAACAGAAAAGGCCAUACACGUAAUGAAGGGUACGGUGGCAGGACUUCACAAAAUGGACCAUUCCGUGUUGUUGGAGCGUUUUCCAUAGACUCUACAUGUGUGUAAUACUCAGUUAUUUAUAGUUGGACACUGGGAAGGGACAGCUAUUACGUGGUACAAGCUUUGCCGCGAAAAUAAUUAAAAUAAACAAACUCAACUGGUUUAGUUUUCCUAUAACUGAACGCUGACUCCACUCUGUUCACUUCAGGUAAUCAGAACUACUUAUAUAGACUGAUUAGCUUCCGGUAUCAGCGAACAGUAUAGAUUAUAGGAUUAGCUUCAAAUGUUAGCUAAUUGUACAGAAGAAUUAGCUUUCAGCAUCAGUUAGUUGUACAGAUAGAUUAGCUUGUUUGGCUAGUAAGCUUUGUUUUCUGACUUAGCUAGAUCUAACAUCUGACUGUAGCUAGAUAGCUUUCUGUGGAUGUACCAGCUUUGGAUUCUUUCAUUUAACAUUAGCUAUUUUUGUUUUGCAGAUAAAUUCACAGCUAGCUGGCUAGCUAAUACUGUUGUGGGAUGUUGGUGAACUACCAAUUAAAACUUUUCUGUAAAAAAAA